AUGUCUUCGGAUGAAAGUUUUAAUGACGAAUAUCUUGAUAAAUCUUCUCCAAUUCGAAUGUCUGAUCGAGUUCUUAGAUCAUCAUCUGUCUCAACAAGUUCUGAUCAAAGAAUGCCAAUGAACUUCAUUAAUGAGACAUACUCAUCAACCAGCUCCAACACAAAAAGAAUUUCUAAUGAAAAUCUUACUUCACGUUCGAUCUUUUAUAGUGCUUCGGAUCAUGAAGUUGUUGAACGAUCAAGUCAAAUUUUCGAUGUCAGUCAUUUGAAAGAAUGCAUUGAUACAGCACAUAUCUGUCCUGGUGGUCGACUUGAGCUAAUUAUUGAUGCUGGAAAAAGCUUCGGAUUAUUUCACAAAAAUGGGUUGAAGUGUUCCAUUUGUAAUAAAAUUACUGACUUAACCAAUUUUCCAGCUCAACCUGCACGUCAUAUCCAAGAACCUAAUCAACGUUUAUAUGCAGCAAGUGCAAUAAGUGGUAUUGGUUAUGACACUACUCAGUUUGUACUAUCAUUAUUGGGAAUUAGUGUACCAUCUCGUUCUAAUUUUUACAAUCAAGUUUAUAAUUUAUAUGAUCAAUUAUUUGAUUUUGCUCAUGCAGAUUUCUUAACGUUGAUCAAUGAAAUACGAAAUAAUGCAAAAUGUGAUUCCAAAACCAUUUUGAAUCUUACUGUCUCUCUUGAUGGCACUUGGAAAAAACGAGGUCAUCAUUCAAUGUAUGGUGUCGUUUUUUUGAUCGAUGCUGACUCUGGAUUUUGCUUGGAUUUUGAGACUCUAAGUACACGAUGCGGAACAUGCGAAUACAAAAGUCAUCAGAAAAAAUGUUCUAAAACGUGGGAUGGUAGUGCAGGUGGAAUGGAAAAAGAAGGUGCAAAGAAAAUCUUUGAAAGAUCUCUUGAAAAAGGAGUUCGAUAUAGUAACAUGAUUAGCGAUGGUGAUUCAAGUGCGUACGAAACUGUUAAGUACAUUUAUGCUAAUAUGCUACUCAAUGAUCGUUCACGUUCAAUAUCUCAUGAAAAUCGUACAACUACAGAUUUGUUACUUGAAAAUGAACAUCAUGACAAUCAUAAUUCUAAUUCGUUUCUUUUAUCAGAUGAAUAUAAGAGUUAUAUUGUAACGAAAGAAGAUUGCAUAAAUCAUGUAAAAAAAAGAGUCUCUAGUUAUCUAAAGACAUUGAAAAAUCGACAUACAGGUUUUGAAGAAGAACAAGAGGAACAUUUAACAACAACAAAACAUCAAAAAGGUGUUUCAUCAUCAAUUAAUAAAAGACGUAGACGACGAUGUUUAGCCGAUGGUAAACCGUAUGGAGGAGGUGUUGGUCGAAUGACUAAAAGUAUGGAAAAAAAACUAUCUGAUUAUUACGGAUUGGCAAUUCGGUACAGUAGUGAAGUGGCUAAAGGUACAGGUAUUAUUUUUGUAUAUUCAUAA
This is a messenger RNA of Rotaria sp. Silwood2, 1425 nucleotides long. The record is from the annotation of a GenBank genome assembly. NCBI's taxonomy places the organism in Eukaryota, Metazoa, Rotifera, Eurotatoria, Philodinida, Philodinidae.